This is a messenger RNA of Tuber aestivum (summer truffle), 1020 nucleotides long. Lineage: Eukaryota; Fungi; Ascomycota; Pezizomycetes; Pezizales; Tuberaceae. The record is from the annotation of a GenBank genome assembly.
AUGUCAAGUCAAAAACGUGUCUGGCUCGUCACCGGUACCACCUCUGGUAUCGGUGAGAAUAUUGCCUUGGAAGCCCUCGCACGCGGCGACCUAGUAGUGGCUAGCUCUCGCAACCCGUCCCGCCUGACACAACUUACAAAGGCCGGCGCCAGGGCCGUCAAGAUAGACCAGAACCAGGACGACGCUACCAUCCGAAAAGAGGUCGAGGAAGCCCUCGCGGUUUACGGCCGCAUCGAUAUCCUCGUCAAUAACGCCGCGUACGUGCACACUGGAACAAUCGAGGAGACAACGUGGGAAUUCCAAACCUAAAGAUUCUUUCCAUGGUGCUGACAUGAUAAAAUCCAGCGAUGAAGAACUCAAGCGCCAGUUCCAAGCAAACGUCUUCGGCCCCACCUCCAUUAUCCGCGCCCUCCUCCCGCACAUGCGCUCCCGACGCAGCGGUGUGAUCGCCAACAUCGGCAGCAUGGCCUCCUGGUUCCCAGUACCAGCCUGCAACCUCUACGAUGCCAGCAAAGCCGCCCUCCGACUCAUUGGCGACGGCCUCGACUCCGAACUCGCGCGUUUCGGUAUAAAAACGACCACCAUCGAGCCGGGCAUGUUCCGCACGGAACUCCUCGACCCGAAUGUGAACUUCAUCAAGACCAGCGACGAUAAGCGCAUUGAGGACUACCGCGAGAUGAAUGAGACCACCGACGCUUUGUUCCGCGGCGCGCACGGCAAACAAUCGGGGAAUCCGAAGAAGGGUGCAGAAGUCAUCUAUGAGGUACUCACACAGACUGGAAUCGCGCAGGGGAGGGAGGUUCCACUUGUGCUCGCACUCGGGAGCGAUGCUGUGUCAACGAUUCAGAAGUUUGCCAGGGAUCAGGCGGAUUUGGUGAAGAGCUGGGGGGAGGUUAGCUCCAGCACGGAUUUCGCGUAAGGGAAGCGGGGGAUGCCUCCUCGGGACGAUUGAUUCCCUUUUCUCGUUCGGGAUUGACUCGGUUAGUUAGUGACUCAAUUGGAUUAACUUGGAUGUGGUUG